Cephus cinctus (wheat stem sawfly) is the source of this 614-nucleotide messenger RNA. RefSeq lists its product as uncharacterized. NCBI's taxonomy places the organism in Eukaryota, Metazoa, Arthropoda, Insecta, Hymenoptera, Cephidae. The record is from RefSeq and is a predicted model, not a curated record. The coding region runs from base 111 to 536 and encodes 141 amino acids. The transcript is spliced from 5 exons.
AAGCUGCACAGUUUCUACGGACAGUCGAUGCUAAAACUUUGACCGAAGCAGUGACACAGCUUUGUACUAAUCUAGGAAAGUCGAGCUAUAACCUUAAAUUUAUACCGACAAUGGAUGACAAAAGUGAAAAUCCCUUUGCACCUCAGCCAGCAGAUGAAAUGGCCAAAAAAGGAAUUGAGGUUCCAAGUAUAUUCGGUUACAAUAGUCACGAAGGGAUUAUGUUCCUUGUAGGAGCUACGGAUGAGACAUACAGUAAAGUCGAAAAUGACUUUGAUGACUUUUUUGAUAAACUCAUUUUAAAUCAAAAUAUUACAAAAACUGAUGACGCCGUGAAAAGUGUCAGAAAAUAUUAUUUUGGUGAGGAACCGAUAACACCUGAGCAACGUGACAAUUUCAUACAGCUAGUGAAAACGUGUUUAUGCCACCCAAUGUCAGAAAUGGCGUCAAAGGUACAUGUCACGGAGAUGAAGUCGGUUGUAUAUUGUACAACCGUGCAUCUAAUUCCAAGUUGGAACCAGAUUCUAAGAGUCGUGUAACGAUGGAAUAUUUCACCAGGCUCUGGACGAACUUUGCCAAAACCGGGUGAACAUCUAAAAACAAAAGACAAAAAGAAA